AUGUUCUUCGAUCUAAAUGUCCCUUACAGCCCCGAUGACCCGGAGGCGCCCCACACCUUGAAUUUCCUUGCCGAACUUGGUUACACCACCGUUGCGUUGUCUCAGACAAUCAAUGGCAAGCUUCCGCCAUCCAUCGCUCCACCUCCUCUUCCGUCAAAUGCGCCGAAAUCCCUUCAACUGCUGACCAGGUUAAACCUGACCUUGGCCGAUCCCGCGCAAAAUCAGCGCCUAGCUGCGCUGAGCCAAGCUUAUGAUAUUGUCGCCCUCCGUCCCACAAAUGAGAAGUUGCUUCUGAAUGCGUGCACCAAUCUGGAAUGCGACGUGAUUUCCCUCGAUCUUUCGGUGCGACUCCCAUACCACUUCAAAUUUAAAAUGCUGUCCGCUGCCAUUUCACGUGGAGUGCGAAUUGAGAUUUGCUAUGGAACUGGAGUCACCGGGAGUGGGCUUGACGCGCGGAGAAACCUCAUCGGGAAUGCGACUUCCCUGAUCCGCGCGACACGGGGCCGAGGUAUCAUCAUAUCGAGCGAAGCACGCCGGGCAUUAGGUUUACGGGCUCCGUGGGACGUGAUCAAUCUUGCCUGUGUCUGGGGUCUGCCACAAGAGCGGGGCAAGGAAGCAAUUUGCGAAGAGGCGAGAAAGGUGACCGCAUUAGCCAAAUUGAAGCGGACCAGCUGGCGAGGCAUCGUGGACGUCGUUCAUGGCGGCGAGAAGCCCAAGCCCGCAGAAACAGCUCAAAAGUCCAAAAACACACCUAAGGCCCCAGUGAAGAAACAAGAAGAGCUUGCGCAAUCCGAUACCGGGGCAGACAAUCUCAAGAGAAAAGCUUCUAUCAGUUCGGAGCCGGUCGCUGAGGACCCGAACAAACCUCUUUCGAAGAGAGAAAUCAAGAGAAGAGCUAAGAAGGCGAAGUUCGAUGCCAAGGGAGAAAUCUCUCCUUGA
This is a messenger RNA of Penicillium olsonii, 939 nucleotides long. The record is from the annotation of a GenBank genome assembly. NCBI's taxonomy places the organism in Eukaryota, Fungi, Ascomycota, Eurotiomycetes, Eurotiales, Aspergillaceae.